AUGGACGAACAUAUUGCAUUGAUACAAAAUGCUUCAAAAUUAUGUAGAAUAUGUUUCGAUAAUGAUGAUCAGAAAGACCUUAUUAGCCCAUGCUUAUGCAGAGGUGGAUCAGCAUAUGUGCAUCGAAAAUGUUUAGAUAAUUGGAGAUCAUUAAAUAAACAUGGUAGAGCUUUUAAAUUUUGUGAUGUUUGUCAAUUUGAGUAUGUUAUUGAACCGGUGGUAGAUGAUUUAUCAGCUGAUAGAAAAAGAUUACUAGUGUUUCGCUUAUUAGUGACUCGUGAUAUAACAUUGAUUAUUUUAUUAGUUCAAUUAAUCAUUAUUGGAAUGACAUUUUUGUUACAAGUCGCAGAUAAAAAAAGUAAUAAAAUUAAAAAUUUAUAUCCGCAUUCUAUGAGCUCAUUUGGUAUUUAUUACCUGAGCAGUUUAAUAUUAUUCUUGGCUUUCUUAGGCUUAUUUGGUUUAAUUGGUUUUUGUUGUGGAUGGAUGCAAAAUAAUAAUUAUGAUCUUGGUUAUAAUGAUCCUUGUCCUAAUUGUGUUUGUUAUCCGUAUAAUUGUGUAUGUCUGAAUUGCAAUAGUUGCGAUGGAAAUCAUGAUUGUGAUAAAAAUGCUGGUCUAAUACUGAUAUUCAUUAUAUUAAUAUUUGCUGUUCUUGGAAUAUUUGUUGGAGUGAUCCUAACUGGAAUAAUUUUAAGAAAGAUAAUGAAAUGCCAUACAAAUAGAUUAUGGUUACAACAAGAAGCUAAAAAAUAUAUUGUCAAAGAUUUUCAAGGAAGAAUUAAUGAACUUGAAAACAUGUCAUUUCAACACCGUAUUACAGCGUGA
This is a messenger RNA of Rotaria sp. Silwood2, 822 nucleotides long. NCBI's taxonomy places the organism in Eukaryota, Metazoa, Rotifera, Eurotatoria, Philodinida, Philodinidae. The record is from the annotation of a GenBank genome assembly.